Molecule: messenger RNA, 3048 nt
Organism: Eptesicus fuscus (big brown bat)
Lineage: Eukaryota; Metazoa; Chordata; Mammalia; Chiroptera; Vespertilionidae
Gene: LGR6
Product: leucine rich repeat containing G protein-coupled receptor 6
Exons: 18
Coding region: 1-2901 (966 amino acids)
Biological process (GO): G protein-coupled receptor signaling pathway
Cellular component (GO): membrane
Molecular function (GO): protein binding; protein-hormone receptor activity
Source: RefSeq, a predicted model, not a curated record
AUGCCCUGCGCGCCAGGGCUGCGCGCGCCGUGGCUGUGGCUGUGCGCCCUGCUCGGCGGCGCCCCGUGCGCCCCGCAGCCCGGCCCCGAGCCUGCCGCCUGCCCGGCCCCCUGCCGCUGCCGCCGGGACGGCGUCAUGCUGGCGGCGGACUGCUCGGAGCUGGGGCUCUCCACGGUGCCCCCGGACCUGGCCCCGCUGACCGCCUACCUAGACCUGAGCAUGAACAACCUCACGGAGCUGCAGCCCGGCCGCUUCCGACACCUUCGCUUCCUGGAGGAGCUGCGUCUCUCAGGAAACCACCUGUCGCACAUCCCGGGAGGAGCGUUCUCCGGCCUCCACAGCCUGAAGAUCCUGAUGCUGCAGAACAACCAGCUGGGAGGGAUCCCCGCCGAGGCGCUGAGGCAGCUGCCGAGCCUGCAGUCUCUGCGCCUGGAUGCCAACCUCAUCGCCCUGGUCCCCGAGAGGAGCUUCGAGGGGCUGUCCUGCCUCCGCCACCUGUGGCUGGACGACAACGCGCUGGCCGAGGUCCCCGUGCGGGCCCUCAACCGCCUCCCCGCCCUGCAGGCCAUGACCCUGGCCCUCAACCGCAUCCGCCACGUCCCCGACUACGCCUUCCAGAACCUGAGCAGCCUCGUGGUGCUGCAUCUUCAUAACAACCGCAUCCAGCGUCUGGGGACCCACAGCUUCGAGGGCCUAAGCAGCCUGGAGACCCUGGAUCUGAACCACAACGACCUGCGGGAGUUCCCUGUGGCCAUCCGGACGCUGGGCCGGCUGCAGGAGCUCGGUUUCCAUGACAACAACAUCAAGGCCAUCCCCGAGAAGGCCUUCAUGGGGAACCCCCUGCUGCAGACCAUACACUUCUAUGACAACCCGAUCCAGUCCGUGGGGCGGUCGGCCUUCCAGUACCUGCCGAAGCUGCACACGCUGUCCCUGAACGGAGCCACCGACAUCCAGGAGUUCCCGGACCUCAAAGGCACCACCAGCCUGGAGACCCUGACCCUGACCCGCGCGGGCAUCCGGCGGCUCCCGCCUGGGAUGUGCCAGCAGCUGCCCAGGCUCCGAGUCCUGGAACUGUCUCAUAACCGGAUCGAGGAGCUGCCCAGCCUGCAGAGGUGUCAGAAGCUGGAGGAGAUAGGCCUCCAGCACAACCGCAUCUGGGAGGUCAGAGCCGACACCUUCCACCAGCUGAGCUCCCUGCGGGCCCUGGACCUGAGCUGGAACGCCAUCCGCUCCAUCCACCCCGAGGCCUUCGCCACCCUGCGCUCCCUGGUCAAGCUGGACCUGACGGACAACCAGCUGACCACGCUGCCCCUGGCCGGGCUCGGGGGCCUGAAGCAUCUCAAGCUCAAGGGGAACCCGGCUCUGUCUCAGGCCUUCUCCAAGGACAGCUUCCCAAAGCUGAGGAUCCUGGAGGUGCCGUAUGCCUAUCAGUGCUGUGCCUACGGCGGCGGCGGCGUCUGUGCCGGCUUCUUCAAGGCCUCCGGGCAGUGGGACGGGGACGUCUUUCACCUCGAGGACGAGGAGACGCCGAAGGGGCCGCUGGGCCUUCUUGCCGGACAAGCCGAGAGCCACUAUGACCUGGACCUGGACGAGAUGGAGGACACGAAGCCACACCCCCGUGUGCAGUGCAGCCCGGUUCCAGGCCCCUUCAAGCCCUGCGAGCACCUCUUUGAGAGCUGGGGCGUCCGCCUGGCCGUGUGGGCCAUCGUCCUGCUGUCCCUGCCCUGCAACGGACUGGUGAUGCUCAGCGUGUUCGCGGGCGGGCCGGGCCCCCUGCCCCCGGUCAAGUUCGUGGUGGGGGCCCUGGCAGGCGCCAACGCCCUGACUGGCAUCUCCUGGGGCCUCCUGGCCUCCGUGGACGCCCUGACCUUCGGCCGGUUCGCCGCGUACGGGGCCCGCUGGGAGUCGGGGCCGGGCUGCCGGGCCACGGGCUUCCUGGCCGUGCUGGGGUCCGAGGCCGCGGUGCUGCUGUUGACCCUGGCCGCCGUGCAGAGCGGCGUCUCGGCGGCCCGCGUCCGGGCCCACGGGAAGGCGCCCGCCCCGGGCGGCGUGCGGGCAGGGGCGCUGGGCUGCCUGGCGCUGGCGGGGCUGACCGCGGCCCUGCCCCUGGCCUCGGUGGGCGAGUACGGGGCCUCCCCGCUCUGCCUGCCCUACGCGCCCCCUGAGGGCCGGCCGGCCGCCCUGGGCUUCGCCGUGGCCCUGGUGAUGCUGAACUCCCUCUGCUUCCUGGUGGUGACGGGCGCCUACAUCCGGCUGUACUGCGCCCUGCCGCGGGGCGAGCCGGAGGCCGCGUGGGACUGCGCCCUCGGGCGGCACGUGGCCCGGCUCAUCCUCGCCGACGGGCUGCUGCACUGCCCCGUGGCCUUCCUCAGCGUGGCCUCCGGGCUCGGCCUGGUCCCCGUCACCCCCGAGGCCGUCAAGUCCGUGCUGCUGCUGGUGCUGCCGCUGCCCGCCUGCCUCAACCCCCUGCUCUACCUGCUCCUCACCCCGCACUCCCGCGAGGACCUGGGGCGUCUCUGGCCCUGCGCGGGCGCUGCCCCGGGCGCCCUGGCCUCCGCCGCGGCCGGCCACCUGGAGAAGAGCUCCUGCGACUCCACGCAGGCCCUGGUGGCCUUCUCCGACGUGGAUCUCGUUCCGGAAGCUUCCGAGGCUGGGCGGCCCCCGGGGCCGGAGACCUAUGGCUUCCUCACGGGCACCCUCGUCUCCUGCCCACAGCCAGAGAGCCCCAGGCCAGAGGGCAGCCACUUGGUGGAGCCAGAGGGAACCCACUUUGGGAACCAGCAAACCCCCGUGGACGGAGAGCGGCCGCUGAGGGCAGAGGGGGCCACGUCGGGCGGCGGGGGCGUGGCGGCGGGCAGGGGCAUCCAGCCCUCAGGCUCAGCCUUUGCCUCCCACGUAUAAAUGGCCCCGCCCUCCUGGUCUCUGCCUCCUCCUCCCCUCCCCUCCGUGAGCGAUGGCGGUUUGUAAAAUAAAUUCAGCCCGCACGCAGCCGCGUGGUCCGCGGGAGGGUGGCCCAGGCCCUGGCUCCCCGGUCUCCUGCGGCCGUCA